This is a messenger RNA of Ostertagia ostertagi, 1320 nucleotides long. The record is from the annotation of a GenBank genome assembly. Lineage: Eukaryota; Metazoa; Nematoda; Chromadorea; Rhabditida; Trichostrongylidae.
AUGCGUAAAGCAUCGGAGCUGGCAUUGCUGCAACUGAAUGCAGAGCUGGAAGCUAAGGUGGAAGCACGUACCCAAUCGCUGCGGGAAGCGCUGGAGCGGGAGAAAGAUCUGAGUGAGCUGAAGUCGCGGUUUGUAUCUAUGGCAUCUCAUGAGUUUCGUACGCCGCUCAGUACCAUUCUUUCGUCUGCUUACCUGGUGUCUCAAUAUCCGGGUGCAGACGAUCAUCCCCGCCGUGAAAAACAUGUGCAGCGCAUCGUUUCGUCCGUGAAUGUAUUGACCGAUAUACUCAAUGAUUUUUUAUCGGUGGGGCGCAUUGAAGAAGGCAAGAUCCAUGUACGGCCCGCCCAGGUGGUGAUUACGGAAUGGAUGAAAGCUAUGGUGAGCGAGUUGGAAACCAUUCUGAAAAAAGGACAGCAAUUACAGUAUGUGCAUGAAGGCGAUGCGGAAGUGUUGCUGGAUCAAUCGCUGUUAAGGCAUAUUGUUCAAAACCUGGUAUCCAAUGCCGUUAAGUUUUCUCCCGAUGAUUCGGUGAUCUAUUUGUCUACCCAACGGAAAGACAAUGAACUGAUACUUACGGUUCGCGACAGUGGUAUCGGCAUUCCGCCGGAAGAUCAGAAACAUUUGUUUGAACGUUUUUUUCGUGCCGCCUUGACCAACACCUGGAUGAAGACCAUACUACUUAUUGAAGACAACCCGGAUAUUCGCGAAAAUAUGGGUGAGAUCCUGGAACUCGCCAAUUAUAAAGUAUUAUUAGCACCCGAUGGAAAACAGGGCGUAUCGAUGGCACUGGCGCAGAAACCGGACAUUAUUGUCUGUGAUAUUAUGAUGCCCGAGCUGGAUGGUUACGGUGUGAUACACCUUCUGCAAAAGCAUGAGGAUAUGAAGCGCGUCCCCUUUAUUUUUAUCACUGCUAAAACAGAGCGCGCAGAAAUAAGGAAGGGCAUGGAGCUGGGGGCUGAUGACUAUAUCACCAAGCCUUUUACCGGUACCGAGUUGCUGAACGCUAUUGAAGGCCGGUUAAAAAAAGCAGCCGUUGAAAAAUCCGGUCAGCAUGCCGAACAGCGUGAUACCGAAAAGGAGCAGGACAUACUGGCGGUUUUCCGCGAAAAGCAGGACGUCAGCAAUUACCGCAAGAAGCAGCUGAUCUAUAGUGAGGGGCAACAUGCGUUCCGGUUAUUUUACGUGGAGCAGGGCAAGGUGAAGAUCUUUAAAACCAAUGACGAUGGCAAGGACCUGAUCACCAGGGUAUGCCAGGAAGGAGAGUUUUUUGGUUAUACGGCUUUGCUGGAAGUAUCCCACGCGAAGCCUUCGAACAAUUGA